UGAAUCUAUAAUUCUAUAUAUAGAAUCUAGAUCUAGAUCUAGACAGAGUGUUCUGGUUCCAAACAAGCCGGUGACCAAGUGACAAGAUAUUUAUAAUUUAGAUCUAAUCUGGAGUAGAUCUAGGAACAUCAUAAUUAAAAAUGAUCAAGGUAGAGCGAGACUUUCCUCAUGAUCCUAGAAUAAAAGUAAAAAGGAAGAAAUAGAUGAAACUGUAUUGCUAACACAACCAUCGGAAGAACAAACUCUUGAAAUAACAACAGAUUCAAACAAAUUCUUUACAUUUCAACUGAAAAAAGAAAUAAAAAUUGAAACUGAAGAAAUAGACGAAACUGUUUUGUUGAUGGAACCAUCACCUGAACAAACUCAAAAAUUAGUAACAGAUACAAAAGAAGACUUCACUCUUCAACUGGGAAAUAAAAUGAACAUUGAAAAUGAAGAAAUAGCUGAAAAAUUUUUAACACAACCAUCAAAACAAUAUACUCCUAAGUUAUCAAGAGAUACAAAUCAAGAAAUUAUAUCAAUUAGGCCCCCAGAGCACAUUAUUAACAAAAGUCAUACUUGUGAUAUAAAUGUAGGAAGUCAGUGUCAGGAAAAAGUCUUGAAACAAGAGAAGAAGAAGAAGAUCGAAGAAAACAAUGUUUCAAAAAUAAAAGAACAUCGACACCUCAGUCAGGACAAGAAAAGAAUAUUAAAAGGUCAAGAAGAACAACAAAAAACAUUUUCAAAGGAUUUUGCUUUGCAAAUCCACCAUGGGACACCUUCUAAUGAGAAAUCAUUUAAUAGUCAAAUAUGCACAAAAGAGAUGUUGUCUUGUACAUCGAAUUCAAAAGCACAACAGUUUGUUCAUUCUGGUAAAUUUAGUAAGAAACAAUUUAAAUGUCAAACUUGUGCUAAACAAUUUUGUAAUGCUUCACAGUUAAAUCGUCAUCAAAGAUCUCACAAUCUGAAAAAGUCCUUUCAAUGUGAAGUAUGUGAAAAAAAAUAUUCUUCUUUAUUAUAUUUAAAAAAACAUAUGUUAAGUCACACUGAGGGAAAACCUUUUGAAUGUCAAAUAUGUAAGAAACAAUUUUCACAGCUUUCUUGUUUACAAAAACAUCAAAUACCGGUAUGUCAUAAUAAAAAAAAGCGAUUUAAAUGUGACAUUUGUCAGAAAGUAUUCUCUUACUCUUCUGCCUUAAAGUUUCAUCAGCAAUCACAUACUGGGGUAAAACAAUUUAAAUGUGAAACGUGUCAAAAAGAAUUUGUUUAUUUAACUCAUUUAAAAUCUCAUCUAAGAAAUCAUGCUUGGGAAAAGCCAUUUAAAUGUGAAUUAUGUCCGAAAGAAUUCUCUCACUCUUCAAGUUUAAAAUGUCAUCAACGAUCACAUACCAAGGGAAGACAAUUUAAAUGUGAAAUGUGUCAAAAAGGAUUUUUAAUUUUUUCUAAUUUAAAAGGUCAUCUCUCAACUCAUACAGGGGAAAAGCCAUUUGAAUGUGAAAUGUGUAAAAAAAAAUAUUAUGCUUAUAUCAAUCUGAAAUGCCAUAUUUUAUCACAUACUGGGGUAAAACCAUUUCAGUGCCAAAUAUGUCAGAAAGAAUUUUCUCAUCCUUCCCAUUUAAAAUGGCACACAAGAUCUCACUGUAGAAAACUAUUUCAGUGUGAACUAUGUCAGAAAGAAUUUUGUGAUUCUAGUUAUCUCAGAAAACACAAGCUUUUACAUACUGGUCUGAAACCUUUUCAAUGUGAAAUAUGUCAGAAACAUUUUGUUGAUUCUAGUACUUUGAAAAGACAUAUAUUUUUACAUGCAAAAAUUAAACCAUUUAAAUGUGAAAUAUGUCAGAAAGAAUAUUCUCGUAGGACCCUAUUAAAAUCUCAUCAAAGAUCUCAUACUGGGGAAAAGCCAUUUAAAUGCCAAAUUUGUCAGAAAGAAUUUUCUCAGCCUUCUAACUUAAAAAUUCAUCUAAGAUGUCAUACUGGGGAAAAACCAUAUAAAUGUCAAAUAUGUGAGAAAAGGUUUUCUGACCCUAAGAAUUUCAGAAAACACAAGGUCUCGCACACCAGACAAAAUCUUAACCCAGCCAGCAAAGCUACCAGCUCAGGUCCGGCCUGAGUUAGGCACCCUCAUGGGGUACCGGAUAGUUGUGCGGGUCUUUUUUUUUUAAUUUCCUGGGCAGUCCGGGGCCCAUUCCAACCCCCCCCCCCUUCCUUAGACGAACGGGGCCCUUCAGUUGCAGGGGAUGGAGAGAUUCUCCCCUUUGGUUUACUGCUCGACGUCGGCUGGCGACCUGAUUUUUGCGUGAUACAGUUAAGGUGCCACCACCCACCCCCCUUCUCGUCCUACUGGCAACGAGUGCCUUCCCCGCCUCACUCAUCGGCCAGAAACUUGUGGCGUAAUAAAUUUCAAGGGGAGGCAACUAAAAAAGCUUGUUAUAAUUGGCUCGGAUAGUCUUCCAUUUCAUUAUAUACUUUUUUUGUUGUUGGCCUCCUUCAGUCGUAGAGUGACACUCCCGUCCACAAAUUUCGCAGGGGUGGCUUUCGCUUUGGUGGUAGAGGAGCUGGCCAUUUUUCGCAUGGCACGCUUUUCUUCCAGAGCUGACUUUUUUUUUCGCGUUCAUAGCUUUCUUGGUCACUGUCUCUCUCCAUCUAGUGCGGUCUAGAGCUGUCUUCCCAAUGGUCCGUAUCGAUGUUCACUGAUUUGAGGUCCCCUUUUAUUACAUCCGUGUAACGGAGGUGGGGGUGACCAGUUUUUCUUGAGCCAGUCGCGAGUAGUUCGUAGAGAAUGACUUUCGGGAUGCGAUUGUCUUCCAUCCGGCGAACAUGUCCAAGCGAGCGCAUGCGACGUUGGCUGAGGACUGUAAAGAUGCUGGGAAUACAUGUUUGCGUAAGGAUCUCAGUAUUGCACACUCUUUCUUUCCAUGUGAUUUUUCAAGAUCCUUCGGAGACAUCGCGCAUGGAAUUCUUCUUCGUUCUCAUUUUUAUGUUGAAGCGUUCAGAUGAUUAGACCAAUACAUGAGAUGUACUGCGCAGUGGUUUCAAAAUCAGGGAGCUCUCCAUAUAGUGUUCUUUCUAUUGGGAUGUCUUGACAUGGUCGGCAUUUUCUGGUGACAUUCCACAUGGGCAGAUUUCACUGGUUCCAAUUUUGAGCUGCCGGUACAUACAUUCUGUUGUGUCCGGUCCUGAGUCAAAAGAUUGACGUUGAUCUUGUCGGGAUAGCUUAUAAUAAGCAUCAUCUUUCUUGUGAUUUGGAUGAGAUGAGAGCUUGUCCAUUUCUCAUUUAUUUUAUUUAUUAUUAGUUUCUUCAUUUCUUCUGGGGCACAUGGAAUGAGUUUAGUUUUCUCUCUUGCUUUGCGUAGGUGGUAAACUGGUACGAUUCACUGCCAUACAGUAGCAUACUCAUAACACAUGCCUUGUAGACUUCUAUUUUGGUCACUUUAGUGAGCUUCUGUUUUUCUCAAAACUCUUUACCUGAGUCUAGCAAAGGUCGAGGCAGCCUUCCCUAUGCGUUUUUUUUUCUCCUCUACUAUAGGCAUGUCAUCUUGAAUUGUGGCUCCCAGAGAGCAGAAUUCAUUUACGGCAUCCAACUUGUUAUCGUCUUAUUAUAAACACACAAUAAACCCAUUCAAUGUUUUAUUAUUUUGUCAUGUAUAAACUUUUAUUGCUCCGUUGUUGUUGUUGUUUUUUUUGUUGUUUUUUUUUUUACAUUUAAAAUAUUGUAUGACUCAAUAUCCAGGAUCUCGGCAAACUGCACCACGCGACAUAACUUUCUCAAAGAACUUGACUAUUCGGGGCUCCCAAAUAAUUAACACAUUCAUAUUCAAUAAAUCAAAGUCAAUAUUGUACUAUUACCAAGCUUUUGCCAGGCGCUUCUUACCGUUCUCUUCCUCCCUAAUGCUAAUUCAUUCAGUUCAAUGUUUUUACAGCCUCAACUCUUUUGUUCAAGCAGACCCUCUAAGAAUCAUAUAACAAAGUUUUUUAGAUUCAUUUUAAAGAUAUAAUUGAAGAAUGCUUCUUUCUAAUAUACUCGUGAUUUAAAAAAAAACUGAAAAAAAGCUGUUGAAAAUAUAUUUAUAGUAACUCAGAAAUACACAUUACUUCUAUUGAAAAAUAUCUGGGGAAAAAAAAAGCAGUGUGAAUCAGGCAGCAGCUAUAUCUCAUUGGACUAUCAAAUCUUUCCCUGGCUUCAAAUAUGACUGUCAGAUUGACUUCCAAAAAUAAAGCUGUUGGUUUUUAAUCUCGGUUUCCCCUGUGUCUGGCGCUGUGUCCUGAAGUGGAAGGAAGAAGCCCCCAGAAUGUGUUGUGGUGACAGCAAAAUCCAGCUCCAUGCUCUAGAACCUUACUCUGAACCCACAAAAGCCUUCUUACCCACUAACAUCCGUUGUCAGAGCAUUUUCUUUCUGCUACGGUACCCGAAAGUAAAACGGAUGCUUUAAAAUGACGUCGUUUGGAGCUCUAGAAUUGAAAGAAGACAACGUCCUACCAACGUUAAUUGUUUAACAGUAGGUAUACCACCGGAUACGGAGUCUAAUGCUAGACCUGAAGUCAUCUUCGUACACGUUUCUUCAGGUUUACUUUGUUGGUGAUGAAUUUAACGAUAAAGAUAUCCGCUAUAGCAACUUCCGUGGAGUAAAAUAUGAUGUGGUAAGCCAACUCCAAAAAAAUUGUGGCAUGAACGCAGUAAGAAGCGAUUGGUCGUGUUCUAAGAAUCGAAAAGAUUUCCAAGUCGUGAUAAACGCUGUUAGAAAGCCCUCUUGGUUAGGAAGCCCUCUGGGAACAAAUGAACGGUGGGUAAUGCUAGCUAUUGGUGUCAUAAUAGCUUCUACUCAAAACAUUUGACUUUGUUUGGUGUUAAUGGUUUAAGGAAGGGAGACUUUAAUGUGUCAGUGUUGAUGGGUAUGAUGCUGUGAUCAGUGGCGUAGCAAGAGAGCCGUGGGUUCAAGAAUAUCUAGGUGGGCCCCCUCACCCUCAAUAAGACUAAUUUAGUGUGUGACAAAAACUCGAGUAAUCUGAAUGUAUUUAGAAAACGACAUUCCAUUGCAAGUAUUACUCCUUUUUAUAAGUAAUAAUAUCAUUAAAUUUAAUCAGUUAGGACUCCAUCAAAUAAUGGUGUCUUAAAUUGCAAUUAUUUUUUUUUGCAACUUCUGAACAGAAUUAAACGACUUGAAGCGUUUCAAAUGAAAAAACAAA
Biomphalaria glabrata is the source of this 5163-nucleotide messenger RNA. RefSeq names its product zinc finger protein 234-like. The transcript has 3 exons. Bases 341 to 2089 code for a protein of 582 amino acids. Lineage: Eukaryota; Metazoa; Mollusca; Gastropoda; Planorbidae. The record is from RefSeq and is a predicted model, not a curated record.